This is a messenger RNA of Papilio machaon (common yellow swallowtail), 814 nucleotides long. It is a transcript of the gene bou, whose product is annotated as U-scoloptoxin(05)-Sm1a. Bases 121 to 675 code for a protein of 184 amino acids. The record is from RefSeq and is a predicted model, not a curated record. The transcript is spliced from 4 exons. Gene Ontology annotation, biological process: positive regulation of voltage-gated potassium channel activity; sleep; regulation of synaptic transmission, cholinergic. NCBI's taxonomy places the organism in Eukaryota, Metazoa, Arthropoda, Insecta, Lepidoptera, Papilionidae.
AAUCAAAUUUGAGUGUGCGUAAAUCGCUAACCGACUGUUUUCAUGUUUAAAUUGUCUCUAUUUCGUUUAUAAAGUAUUCGAAUGUGAAUCUAAUAAGUGAAAUAAUUAUUUAAAUUAACGAUGCAUUUUAAAAGUAAAAUAUUUUUUAUAUCGUCGAUAUUCUUUGUUACGAUAAGAUCAGUUGAUUCGAUAAAUUGCUACCAGUGUUCAGGGACCGAUUCAGAGAACCCUUUUGAAUGUAACGAGUUCUUAGAUAGCGAUACAGAUAUAGUAGCGACCGAUUGUGCGACCAUCCAUGAUGCUCAAUAUUGCAUCAAGCAUGUCGGUAGAUUCGAAGGUUUAGCAAUAGAAUGUUACCAAUGUAACUCCUCUAACACUUUGGAAUGUGGUGAUGGUCUCAUUAAUUUAGACGGAGGAUAUUUAAAGCCAACUCCUUGUGAUCAUGUUUACAAUGCUCAAUAUUGCAUUAAGCAAUCAGGUGGGAUUAGUACAAAAAGAUUCUGCUCAUCGUUAGAUUUGGGCAAUUAUUGUAACUAUGUUGCUCAGCCCGGAGACAAACUGGAAUACAGGACAUGUAUCUACACUUGCAGCAGUGAUGGAUGUAAUUCAGCUGUAGAUGUGAAAAUAUCUGCGACAUUAUUUAUAUUCAUAUUUAUUUCAUUUAUGUUCACAUAAUGUGACAUUUUGACAUUUGUGUUGUGGCUACCUCUGACAUUGCCUAGUUUAGAAUUUACAUCCAGACUGAUUAUUAAUCUGUAAAAAUAUAUUUUGUUUAUUUUAAUUGAUCAUUCCAUUUUAUUCUCUGUAAUGUAAG